ACACCAUAGGUCAAUGACCUGGGAUGCAAAUGAGUCCCGCUAGUCACGUGACUGUCUCUCGCCAUCUUGCCCAGUCUGACACUAGCAGCCGCCGCGCUCUCGUCUCACGAAGCCACCAAUAGCCAGCCACCAUGUCCGGGAUUAGCAAGAUCCACGCUCGUCAAAUCUUCGACAGCCGCGGAAACCCCACGGUAGAGGUCGACCUGGUCACAAGCAAAGGUCUGUUCCGUGCUGCGGUACCCAGUGGUGCUUCCACCGGUAUCUAUGAGGCUUUGGAGCUGAGGGACAAGGAUCCUUCCAAGUACCUGGGAAAGGGUGUGAGCAAGGCUGUCUCCAAUAUCAAUGACGUCAUUGCUCCAGCUGUCAUCCAGAAGAACUUUGAUGUGACCAAACAAGAAGAGGUUGACAAGUUCAUGUUGGAGCUGGAUGGCACUGAGAACAAAUCCAAGCUUGGAGCCAAUGCCAUCCUGGGAGUGUCCCUUGCCGCAGCUAAGGCCGGUGCAGCCCACAAGGGUGUUCCUCUGUACCGCCACCUAGCAGAUCUGGCCGGUAAUACAGAUGUUAUCCUGCCUGUCCCUGCCUUCAAUGUCAUCAAUGGGGGAAGCCACGCUGGCAACAAACUGGCCAUGCAGGAGUUUAUGAUCCUCCCAACUGGUGCUUCUUCCUUCCGUGAGGCCAUGCAGAUGGGGUGUGAGGUGUACCACAACCUCAAGUCUAUCAUCAAGAAGAAGUAUGGACAAGACGCCACCAAUGUGGGAGAUGAGGGUGGAUUUGCUCCCAACAUUCUGGAGAACAAGGAAGCCCUGAACCUGUUGAUGGAUGCGAUCAAGGCUGCUGGCUACGAGGGGCGCAUCAAGAUCGGCAUGGACGUGGCCGCCUCCGAGUUCCAUCGCGACAAGAAGUACGACCUGGACUUCAAGAGCCCUGACGACCCCAGCAGAUACAUCACGGGAGACCAGCUGGCCCAACUGUACCAUGAGAUGAUCGCGGCGGCGCCAAUCGUUUCCAUCGAGGAUACGUUUGACCAGGACGACUGGGAGAUGUGGGCCAAGUUCACCGGACAGACCGACAUUCAGAUCGUCGGAGAUGACCUACUGGUCACCAACCCCAAACGUAUCAAGAGGGGUAUCGAAGACAAGGCCUGUAACGCCCUGCUGCUAAAGGUUAACCAGAUCGGCUCUGUUACUGAGUCCAUCGAAGCUUGUAAGAUGUCUCAGAAGAGUGGCUGGGGCGUGAUGGUGAGCCACCGCAGCGGGGAGACAGAGGACACCUUCAUCGCGGACCUGGUGGUCGGGCUGUGUACGGGACAGAUCAAGACGGGCGCCCCCUGCCGAUCUGAGAGGCUCUGCAAGUACAACCAGCUACUCAGGAUUGAAGAGGAACUCGGGGACAAGGCAAAGUUUGCCGGAGUCAACUUCCGCAACCCCACGAAGUGUUAAACAACUAUCGUUUCCACAGUUAUACUGCAGUGAAUGUUACACGUACACAUAUGAAGCUCUCAGAACUACAUGUAGUAGACUGCAUUUUGAGUGUGAUCAUAAGAAUGCAAGAAAAAGGUGUUGUAGUAGUUUGACUGUUGGAUAUCCCUUAAGCAAAUAAAGAAAAAAAAUACGACGCUGCUCUUUAGUCAAGUACAUUACUUGCUCCAUACAAAUUUAAUGUAAGUCAUGGAUGGAAAUGUUAUACUUGUUAUGCCAAGUGUGCAUUUAGUUACUAUGAAGAGCUUGAGCGCUUAAUUAGAUGUACAUUAUAAUGUAUGAUUCAUGCCGAAAGCUGCAAAUGUCAGUUCAGUUUCUUCUGUGUAGUCUUCCCUGUGUGUGUUGUUGUCUGAGACAAUGAAAUUAAAAAUAGUGCUAUUAUAAGCUUUACAUCUGAAGAGAUUUGAAUCCAAGCAUGUUGCACAUGUCCCGUUCAUACCCGAGUUAAGAAAGAAACUACUUCAACUGGUGCUGAGGACACACGGCAGCUGGAAUAAACAGUGAUGUGGUUCGGAUUUCA
This is a messenger RNA of Branchiostoma floridae (Florida lancelet), 1998 nucleotides long. Its product is annotated as enolase-like. Gene Ontology annotation, cellular component: phosphopyruvate hydratase complex. Gene Ontology annotation, biological process: glycolytic process. NCBI's taxonomy places the organism in Eukaryota, Metazoa, Chordata, Leptocardii, Amphioxiformes, Branchiostomatidae. The record is from RefSeq and is a predicted model, not a curated record. The transcript is spliced from 13 exons. Bases 132 to 1439 code for a protein of 435 amino acids. Gene Ontology annotation, molecular function: magnesium ion binding; phosphopyruvate hydratase activity.